This is a messenger RNA of Planococcus citri (citrus mealybug), 1390 nucleotides long. RefSeq lists its product as uncharacterized. The record is from RefSeq and is a predicted model, not a curated record. Gene Ontology annotation, biological process: purine nucleotide metabolic process. Gene Ontology annotation, cellular component: cytosol. Gene Ontology annotation, molecular function: GMP kinase activity. The coding region runs from base 219 to 875 and encodes 218 amino acids. The transcript has 6 exons. Lineage: Eukaryota; Metazoa; Arthropoda; Insecta; Hemiptera; Pseudococcidae.
UUACUUACCUGCCCACACACCUGUCCCUUCAUAUCAUUUUCAACCGACGCAAUUUCAUUUUCAAUUGAAUUAAAUUGCAUUGAUUCGUGAUUUUAAAUCGGUAAUAGUCAUUCAUUGCACUCUCGUUUUCAGAGAGUGACAGAAAUCUUUGUCAAGUCGCCGGCUUCUCAACUUGUGAAAUCUUUUUUUGGACCUUUUUGUUAGCAUAUUUUAAAGAAAUGUUCCUUGGAUUUUGUAUUUUAAAGGGAAUUCAUACCAUGAUACACGCUCCGGCUAAACCAAAGUUGCUCGUCAUUAGCGGUCCUUCCGGUUCCGGCAAGUCAACUAUGCUUCAAAAAUUAUUCUCCGAGUUUCCGGAUAAAUUUGGCUUCUCGGUUUCUCAUCAAUCGCGAGCUCCUCGAGCCGGUGAAGUUGACGGUGUGCAUUAUCAUUUUUGCACCAGGGAAAAAAUAGAAAAAAUGAUCGAAAACGAAGAGUUCCUAGAAUCGGCUGCUUACACGAAUCAUUUAUGUGGAACCAGUAAAGCGGCUGUCGAAAAAGUAUGGAGUGAGAAUAAAAUUUGUGUUUUAGACAUCGAUACCGAAGGAGUAAGGCAGUUAAAGUCCAAAGCUGGUCUAGAUCCGUUGUUCGUUUUCAUUAAACCACCUUCGUUGCAAAUUUUAGAAAAAAGAUUGAGGGAUCGGAAAACGGAUUCUGAAGAAAAUAUACGACGACGGCUUAAAGUAGCCGAAUCUGAACUAGAAUAUGCCAGUGACGAAUCGAAUUUCAAUUUGGUGAUAGUUAACGAUGAUUUGGAAAAAGCAUAUACCCAAUUAAGAGAUUUCAUUUAUGAAAAAUACAAGAAUAUUCUUUCGUCGAAAAAUAAAUCCUCGUGAAACGCUUCUUGCCUUCUCUGAUUGAUUAUCUCGCGUACUUAGAAAUCGAUACAAUUACGCUUAAUCAGCUUACAAGAACGAUGUGUCACUCGUCUAACUAAUCGUUAUUGAUUUUUUAUUGACUAAAUUACUUAUGUGUUUUUGUGUGAAUAUGUUCGUGUCUGGCCUGAGUUCACUUAUUAGAUAUCUUUGUUGCUUCGAUCGUAUCUUAAUGGAUCAGUAUUUUCAUACAUCUAUGCUUCCUUUAGAAAAUUUGUUUUCUUAAUAAUCAACGUGUUUCCUUAAGGUGAAAAAAAAUCAAAAUUUUAAAAUCUGUUUUUAUCUAAUCGAGCGUAACAAUUCACGACACUUUUACCACCGCCAAGCUUAUCAUCAUAACUAAAAAAAAAUCUUUCAACGAUGUAUUUCUCUAAAAUGUAAGAAGUAUUAAAUGUAUAAUAAGUAAAUUAAGAUUUAAUUAUACAGAUUUGUAUUAAUUUUUACAUGUCCACGGAGUAAAUUAUUUAUUUUUUACA